AUGAAAGUCAAAGUAGAUGCAAUAAAACAGAGUUUAAAUGUAAAAAGCGCAGAAAAUGAAGAAAAUGUGAUUGUGAUUGGAAACCAAAAAUACGAUUUGUCACUCACCGAAUUUAUUGAAAUUGAGAUGGAGUCUGACAAACAAGUAGAUUUAGAUAAUUUUACAAUCACAAAAAACGUAUUUCUUGUUGCGGCAAACGGGUUUGAAUACAAUAACACGUCGUGCAAGUCGGGGCACUUCCAAAACGGCAUUUUCAUCUGUCAAAAUCAUAUACCAUGUUCUGAGGGUGGUAAGACCACCGAUGGAAGAUGUGCAGCAUGUCAAGAUGUAAAUUGUGUGAUGUGUGAUGGUGACAAUGGUAAUUGCAUGAAAUGCAAAGAGAAUUUGACAUACAAUACCAAAUCAAACACGUGUGAAGAAUACACAAACUGUCUUUCAUUUACAAAAGAUAAUUGUCUUCGGUGUAAUGAUGGUUUAGUAUUUAAAGGUAACAAUUGUGUUGAUAUCACCGAAGAUAAU
This is a messenger RNA of Entamoeba invadens IP1, 519 nucleotides long. RefSeq lists its product as hypothetical. Lineage: Eukaryota; Evosea; Mastigamoebida; Endamoebidae. The transcript has a single exon. The record is from RefSeq and is a predicted model, not a curated record. The annotation marks the transcript as partial.